This is a messenger RNA of Capra hircus (goat), 2467 nucleotides long. It is a transcript of the gene MYLK4, whose product is annotated as myosin light chain kinase family member 4. Gene Ontology annotation, biological process: positive regulation of apoptotic process; intracellular signal transduction; protein phosphorylation. The record is from RefSeq and is a predicted model, not a curated record. Lineage: Eukaryota; Metazoa; Chordata; Mammalia; Artiodactyla; Bovidae. Gene Ontology annotation, cellular component: cytoplasm; nucleus. Bases 305 to 1885 code for a protein of 526 amino acids. The transcript has 13 exons. Gene Ontology annotation, molecular function: ATP binding; protein serine/threonine kinase activity.
UCGUAAGCACUGAGAGCCUUAAAACUGUCCAGGGCUUUUGCUGGCAGAAGCUCUCCCCUAUUGUAGUGGGAUGUGUUCAAAGUGUAAGGUGGGCAAAAAAGGUGGGCUUCCCAUGCUUGAACCCUCCAUCUGGGAAUGUGCUCGAGAUGCCAAGACCGAAAAGGGCGGCAGAGUGGGGCGUGUGAUGGCAAAGACAAACGCAGCUUUGUCGUCCCGAGGCUGCUGCCACCAUGACGCGACAAGACGGUGAAGGUGAUAUUUCAUCCACUGUUGCAGUGCAUCCUCUCCUUACCUGACCUCUGAAAUGGAGCCAUCGGCUUUGAAAAGCCCAGUGUCUAAAAUUAAUAUUCUUCCCCAUCUGACUAAGAAGGCAACAGCUGAGCAACAUGAGCUCAAGGACUAUCUGAGUUUAAACAGGGGCUCAAAGUGGCAUUCGAGAGAGAGGCUACUUCCUCCCGGAGUGGACACUUGUCUCUUCAGAAGACUUACUCUGACCGCAAGGCAAGACCUUUGCCGGGGGCUGAGCAGUCGUUCUGAACUCUGCGAACUCUCCUUUAUCUACUGGAACUUGUGCUCGAGGCUUGGAGUGGUCUGGACCCCAGCAUGUCCUCAUAAAUGUGGAGAGAAGAGUCACGCUGACUGUGUCCUCAUUUACAAAUCAGAGACCGAGGGGGACAGAGACCACACUCCAGACACGGACUUCCUCGGAUUCCCCACCAAGAUGCUAACAGUGAAGAGGCUGGGAAGAAGCAACGCGUGUUACCACGGUGACCAGCUGGAGAAGAUGGCCUUGUUCCAGUGCAUGGAGGAGGUGGAGAAGUGCUUUCUGGAAGAAAGUUCCGGUGAACAAGAUUCGAGAUCUGGAAAGAACCAGGCGAAGGAGCAAGCGUGGUCACUCCCUGGCCUGCAGGAGACAGCACCCGCCGCCGGUGAAAGGACAGCGGCCCCCGCAGCCGACGCCCUGGCACCGCCCGCGCCCUUUGACCACCGCAUCGUGACGGCCAGGCAGGCCGCCAUCAACAGCUUCUACACCGUGAGCAGGACCGAGAUCUUGGGAGGCGGACGCUUCGGCCAAGUUCACAAGUGUGAGGAGAAGGCCACGGGCUUAAAGCUGGCGGCCAAGAUCAUCAAGACCAGGGGCGUGAAGGACAAGGACGAUGUGAAGAACGAGAUCAGUGUCAUGAACCAGCUGGACCACGUGAACCUCAUCCAGCUCUACGACGCCUUCGAGUCUAAGAACGACAUCGUCCUGGUCAUGGAAUACGUGGGCGGUGGUGAGCUCUUCGACCGCAUCAUCGACGACAACUGCAGCCUGACCGAGCUCGACACCAUCCUGUUCAUCAGGCAGAUAUGCGAGGGGAUAAGACACAUGCACCAGAUGUACAUCCUCCACCUGGACCUGAAGCCUGAGAACAUCCUGUGUGUGAAUCGAGACACUAAACAAAUAAAAAUUAUUGACUUUGGAUUGGCCAGAAGGUACAAACCCAGAGAGAAGCUGAAGGUGAACUUCGGAACGCCGGAGUUCCUUGCCCCCGAAGUUGUAAACUACGAUUUUGUCUCCUUCCCCACUGACAUGUGGAGUGUGGGCGUCAUCACCUACAUGCUACUCAGCGGCUUGUCCCCCUUCCUGGGCGAUGACGAUGCCGAAACCCUGAACAACAUCCUGGCCUGCAGGUGGGACCUGGAGGACCAAGAGUUCCAGGACAUCUCGGAGGAGGCCCGGGAGUUCAUCUCCAAGCUUCUCAUUAAGGAGAAGAGCUGGAGAAUCAGUGCUAGUGAGGCUCUCAAGCACCCUUGGCUGGCGGACCACAAGCUCCACUCCAGGCUCAGCACGCAGAAAAGGAAGAAUUGCUGCUCUGAUGCCCAGGACCUGGCGACCAAAUAGUGCCCGGAAAGCGCCCUCUGGAAAGGAAAACUGCUGCGGUUGCUGCUGCCUUGAGAAGAUUUUUGGAAAAAUCAGCAAUUCUGAUGCCUUGACCCCUACGGAGACUGGUGGCUCUGGGUGGUGGGUGGAGGGGGGAGGGUGCCACUCUGAACUCUGAGCACCUCUGCCAGGCUUGGGGGUGGGGGACGCUGAGAGUUGAAGCCCUGGAGGCAGGCAAGCCUGCACCCCACCCCCAACACCCUGUGGCUGGGCACAGCCAAGAAGAUGGUUCCCAGCCAUCCUGAACUUAAAGCUUUCUGUCUUCGUUGCUGGGGCCCAGCGGGCCUCAUCUCUGCUACAUCUCAGAUCACUAGAGUGGUCAUACUGCAGAUUGAGCUGAGGGCUUAAAAUGUGUUGGAAGCAGCAGCAAGCUAUUAUCUACAGGACGGAUAAACGGCAAGGUGCUCCUGCACAGCCCAGGGAACUGCAUUCAGCGUCCCAGGGCAGACCACUGUGUGUGCUCACGCUCGGUCACUCAGUCCUGUCUGACUCUGUGACCCCACGGACUGUAGCCCACUAGGCUCCCCUGUCCAUGAGAUUCUC